Messenger RNA from Cyprinus carpio (common carp), 7677 nucleotides. Its product is annotated as histone-lysine N-methyltransferase 2B-like. Gene Ontology annotation, molecular function: histone H3K4 methyltransferase activity; protein binding. Gene Ontology annotation, biological process: positive regulation of DNA-templated transcription. The record is from RefSeq and is a predicted model, not a curated record. The transcript is spliced from 28 exons. Lineage: Eukaryota; Metazoa; Chordata; Actinopteri; Cypriniformes; Cyprinidae. Gene Ontology annotation, cellular component: histone methyltransferase complex; nucleus.
UACGUCUGUAACCGCUCCAGAAGAGGCAACAAAGCAGAAACGGCAAGGGCUUUACAGAGCUUUUUGGGCCCCAACGCAGAAAUAAGGAGCCACUUGAACCAUCAUCAUCCUCGGACCCACCAGCACCACCCCACCUUCCCUUCACCCCCACAGGAAGUCCCUCCCUUAAGCCUGAGCGCAGGCUGCAGUUGCGGCUGGAGAGGCUUCCAGCCAGUGUUGUGCAAGCGGGCCAUUUGGGAUUAGCAAUCCUGCUUACUGAAUGCGACAGCACAAACUCACAGAAAGUGAUGUGUGAAGUGGUGAAAGAGGAGCAAGCUUUUACUCAUUGCUCCUCUCUUACUCAUUCUCAGACUUCGGUGGAGCACACUCCGUCCAGUGUCCUGACUCCACAGGUCAAUGGCUGCACCCAGAGGGGCAAGCUGUCACAGUGGGACAAUGAACAAGAUUCGUGUGGACUUCAAGGAAGACUGUCACAUCCAGAAUGUGUGGUUGAUGGGAGGAUUGAGUAUUCUCACUUCAGUCCCCAUCAUGCCCCAGUUUGUGUGUCUGCUCUGUGCCAGCAAAGGCCAGCAUGAUAUGAUCUACUGUCAGAUGUGCUGUGAGCCUUUUCACCAUUUCUGCUUGCCACCAGACGACCGUCCAAAGGAGGAGAACAAGGAGAACUGGUGCUGCCGACGCUGCAAGUUCUGCCAUGUUUGUGGCCGCAAGAGCAAGCAAGCAAAGCCAGUUUUGCAGUGCAAGAGAUGCAUGUACUGCUACCAUCCAUCCUGUUUAGGACCAACGUAUCCCAAACCUGUCAAAAUGAAUACCUCAUGGAUUUGUAUGCUGUGUAUUAGGUGUAAGAGCUGUGGUGUGACACCUGGGAAGUCCUCGGACACGUCCUGGAACCAUGAGCUGGAACUCUGCCCUGACUGUAGCAAACUCCAUAGCAAAGGGAACUUCUGCACUGUGUGUAUUAAUUGCUUCGGUUAAUUUGAGUUUGAUUGUGGCUUGUUUUGGUUUGUUCGAUGUGCCCACUGGGUCCAUCCCAAAUGUGAGGGGCUCACAGAUGAUCUGUAUGAGAUCCUGUGUCGACUGCGGGGGAAGAGUCUGGUGUUCUCCUGUGCUCCCUGCAGUAAGAGGUUCCGCAGCGGUUGGCAGGACGUUGUUCAGGAAGUUUUGAGGAGCGGUCUGGAGAAAAUCAUGAAUGGAUUGAAGAGUUCUCCAACCAUCAGCCACCUCCUCAUGUGUGCACAGUGUGAGGUGUGUCCAGAUUUUGAGGUUGUAAAGGAGCGGUCAGGCUGUUGUCUGCAUCCUGUAGCGCAGAAGCUGGAGAAUGGCCUGUACACUUCACUGAAAGCUUUUCACGAGGAUGUGGUGGCAGUAAUGGUGGAACGGCUGAGAAAAGAAUAUCUUCUAGAGGAGCAAAGGCCCACUGGUCAAGCCAAAUUGUAUUAUAUAAAGCUAGUAGAACAAGUAUUUAGCUGGUUUAACAGUCAGGACCCCAAAACAUGGAACUGUCAUAUGCAAGAAUAUCCAAGCGAUAUGCUCCCUGAUGCCAUAAUUCCCCCCAGCGAUGAACACAGUUAUGCACAAUGGCUCAAAGAGCAGGAUCCAGAAAACCCUCAAUCAAGAUCUCAAGAUCUGCAGAAUGUGAACUCUCAGUUCUUCAUGGAUGAAAGACAGUGCUCCCUCUGCCAGCAACAUGGAGAUGCCAAACCGAAUGAUGCUGGUAGGCUGCUGUAUAUUGGACAGAAUGAAUGGGCUCAUGUGAACUGCUGCAUGUGGUCGGCAGAGGUGAAGGAUGUCAAAGGAGCUUUGCUGCAUGUCCACAGUGCUGUCACCAGGGGCCGCCUCAUGCGCUGUGAGCGUUGUGGCCAGACAGGGGCGACUGUGGGCUGUUGUCUUACCUCGUGUCAGAGUAACUACCACUUCAUGUGUGCUCGUGCCAGCAACUGUGUCUUCCAGUGUGAUAAGAAAGUGUACUGUUACAAACAUCGUGACCUCAUAAACAAUAAGAUUGAACAAGGCAAUGGGUUUGAAGUUCUCAGAAGGGUCUACGUAGAUUUUGAUGGAAUUAGUCUGCGUAGGAAGUUUUUAACAGGCUUGGAGCCAGAGUCUGUAAAUGUAAUGAUUGGGUCUCUACAUGUACAAAAACUUGGUGUUCUGACGGAGCUGUCUGCAAAUUCUGGAAAAUUGUAUCCAGUUGGUUACCAAUGUUCUAGAUGGUAUUGGAGCACCGUUGACCCUCGCAGGCGAUGCCGGUACACUUGUAAAGUGACAGAGGUGCGACCAUCAACACGAUGCAAAGCUCCUAGCUCCAUGAUGGAUCAGGGAGAAAAUCACACAAUUGUACACAGUCCAAAAGCUCACAAUGAUGAGGAUGGCACAGAUAGCGAGUCCUUUUCACCUGGGCUGCCCCCCAGCACCCCCUCCAAGACCAAACAAGACUCAGGGGCCGGAGGCAAGACUCCUGGCUAUCCACACAGCAGGAGACCAGCAGGGGGAAUGUCCAGACCCUUACCAUCACCAGGAAAUGCUGUUUCCACAUCCCAUCACAUUUUGACCAUUAGUGACCUUGAUGAGACACGACGUGCAACAAGGAGACUUUCCACACGUAGCCGAAAUGCCUCUCCUCCCCCUGUGGUACUGUCAGGCUCAAUGGCUUUGCGAUCAGGGGGCACGAUUAACCCUAGGUCGCUUUCAUUCAGCCCCCCUGUCUCACCACUUGGUACAACCGAGAACUUCAUGAGCUCCACCUCACCUCGACGAAGGGGGAGGCCUUCCUCUUUGUCUCCCUCUAGCAUCACCUCAGGACCCUCUCCUCCACAAGCAGCUCUACGAAGUCCCUCUUCCACCUUGCAUUCAUCUGUCCGCCACUCCCCAAGACAUAAACAGCCUUUCAAAACCACACAGCAUAAGACUGAUGAGGUGGUUCAAGAGUUCUUUGCCUUGUCGGAGCCGGAGGAGGCUGCAGACGCACCAAGCCACAGAAUUCCUGCCUCAUCCGACAAGUCGAAUCAAGAACUGCUCUCUGCGCACUUUGAUCCAGACACAGAUGUGGCAGUGGCCUCGGUAUUGAAUGCAAAGCUUGAAUUUGAUGAGGCUUUGCUCAAUGAAAAUGUGGCUCUGGACUGCGACCCUCAAGGUGGUGAGGGAGAUGCAGAAGAAGGAGCCUGCAAAUUCAGCACUGGCACGAAGGACUUGACUUCAGAGAUGCAAAUGGAAACAGAUGAUGAUGUCCCUGACCAUUAUCUGAAUUUCUCUCGCACAGUUGUGGUCCAUGAACCUGCUAAAGAAUCUGCACAGGCAGGUCUCUCAGUCCUUCCUAACUCAGGGUCCAUAUCACAGCUGGAUGGAGCUGACAAUGACUCGGAGAGUGAUACAGGUGAAGCCAAUGCAGAUGAUGAUACUCAGGAAGUAGGAAGUAGUUUUUGUAGUCAGGAUACUGAGCCAUUAAAAUGCACUGGUCCAAACAAGGGCAGAACCCUUGGCGACGGGCAGCUAGUUUGCCCAAGAUCACCUAUUACAAAUCCACAUACAACAGAUUCUGUUGAUCAGAAUUCACAGCUAGAGACUCAAAACAUGGACCAAGUCUGUGAAGAACAGGAAAUUCAGGAAAUAACUUCUUUACAAGAUGGUGGAAACGCAAUUAUUGAUUCUGAAGUGUCAUUUCUAGAUCAACUACAAGCAACAACACCCCUCCUUUGCAAAGGCAGUGAUCUUGUUACGACCCAAGAAGAAGUCUUGCUCGAAAAUGAAUCAACAGAAUGUUUGCAGGAAGUGUUCUUGGAUGACACCAGUGGGAAUUUCAUAUCUUCUGUUGAUGGCAGAGUUCUGGACUUGACAGAAAAUGCUGCUGGUCCUGUGGUGGCAACUGUUUCCUCACCAGUAAACAAGGAUGAACCUGUUUUAAAGAGAGGUUUGUCACCUGUUGAGAAACCGGCAACCGCUGUGCCAAUGAGUAGUACUAGAACAAUUCAUCUUGUUGCACCAGCUGCACCCACAAAAAGUCGAUUUGUGACCAUACAACCUGGCUCCAAACCCAAACCCUUCCAUAUGGCAAUGCCUGUUGCCAACUCUCUACCACUUUCCUUGCCUGUCAGUGUUGUCUCAUCUUCUCCCACCAUUUCUGUUGCACCACAAGGAACUCCGCUUGCUCCUGCUUCAGUUUUAAUAAAUGGUUUUGGAGCUCUGCCUAAGGAAGCCACUAAGGGUUGUAGGUUCGCCAUACGCAUUGCCACCCCAAAACAAGUGUCUGAACAGUCCCUGCCCCAGAGUUUACCUGGUACACCCCUUACACCUCAGGUUCUUCUGGUCAACCGUGCCGGACAGAUUCUAGUGAAAAACCCGCAGACCAAUACAUACCAAUUAACUAGCUCUAGUUCUCCCUCGUACACCCAAAUCAGCCAGAUUGCAAAGAUAAUCCACAGCAGUAAUGUUCUCCAGCGACCUGUCCCUAAGGUUACGGUGAUACCAGUGCCGCAGGUUCAGGCUAGUCUCGGCAAAACCACACCAACGCGUAUCAUAUCUUACAGCAGCAACAACGGAGCAACACCACCAACCCAGGUGCUAAUCAGGAGGAUUCCUCAGAGUUAUUCUGGAAGCCAAAUACACAGCAUCAGUCCGUCGAUAGAAAGAACUGGCUUGAUUUCUGAAAGUGGGCAGAAGGCAGUGGCCCAGGAGAUAAUCAACAAAGCAAUGGCAAGUCACCGUGAAAUAGCAAGUCCCACUGACAUGAGCCCUUCUCAGCUCCACCUCGAAAAAUGCCUCUCUCCUGAAUCAAAGGAUUCAUUCCCUGAGGUACAUCUUCAGACUCAACCCAACAUCUUGUCCCACUCCAGACCUCAAGUCAAGAUCAAGAGAGUGUCUUCAGUAACUGAUCGAAUUGGUGUGAAAAGAUGCCGUACAGACUUCUUGGACCAGAUGGGUCCUUGUUCCCAGGGUGACAACAGCAGAUCAAACCGGGUUAGAAUAAAGGCCCCAAGUUUAAAGGAUGUGCUCGACUUUGACGACCCUGAUGUUGGAUCUCUUGACCAGCCAAAGAACGAUGAAAAUAAGAGAAUUACUCCAAAUGAAUCAGAGCCCACUUCAGUGCAGGUAAAUAACACACGGGACAGUGCUAAAUCUCAGUGUAUGAGCUACAAACCUGGUGAUUCCUCAGACUGGGCCCCCUAUGCAGGUUGGAGUUCAGAUGAGGACUCUCCAUCAACAGGCAAGCAGGAUAAGUGUGCCAGUCAUUAUCUGCCCCACCUGCGCUUCCAGAUUACCAGUGAGGAUGGCUUUAGCGUAGAAGCUGACAGCAUGGAUGUGGCGUGGAAGGCAGUAAUGGAUGGUGUCCAGGAGGCACGGGUAGGCUGUCGGCUAGAGCAGUUUCCCUUCAACAGGAUAAGCGGCGCCAGGGUUCUGGGUGUCCUCCACGAUGCUGUGCUCUUUCUGCUGGAGCAGCUGCAGGGUGCUUCUCUCUGCCAGAAACACAGUUUUCGUUUCCACCAGCAUGAAGUACCGGAAGAAGAGCUGCCAAUAAACCCCAGUGGCUGUGCUCGCGCAGAGGUCUAUGUGCGAAAAUCUACCUUUGAUAUGUUCAAUUUCCUGGCAUCGCAACAUCGUCAACUUCCUGAGUCAAGGCCAUGUGAUGAUGAAGAGGAUGAUGUUAUGCUAAAAUCCAGCAGACGAGCCACAAGUACGGAGUUGCCAAUGGCUAUGAGGUUCAGACACUUGGAGAAAACCUCUAAAGAGGCUGUGGGAGUUUACAGAUCUGCUAUACAAGGUCGUGGUCUUUUCUGCAAGAGGAACAUUGAGGCUGGAGAGAUGGUGAUCGAGUACGCUGGCAACGUCAUCCGUGCAGUUCUCACUGACAAAAGGGAGAAAUACUAUGACAGCAAGGGCAUCGGCUGCUACAUGUUUCGCAUUGACGAUUUUGAUGUGGUGGACGCCACCAUGCACGGGAACGCGGCACGAUUUAUAAAUCACUCCUGCGACCCUAACUGUUACUCCAGAGUCAUCAAUGUGGAGGGCCAGAAGCACAUCGUUAUAUUCGCCCUGCGGAAGAUUUACCGUGGAGAAGAGCUUACCUAUGACUACAAGUUCCCCAUUGAAGAUGCAAACAACAAGUUGCACUGUAACUGCGGGGCCCGGCGCUGCCGGCGCUUCCUGAACUAAAACCGGCAUGUUUACUCAAUGGUUUAGGAGGGGAUAUUUUGGUGUGGGUGGCUAUUUUUGAAGGAAGACACUCAUUACAGGUGCUUAAUGGUGCGGAGAUGAAUUAUUCUGAAGAAAACACAAUAUUGAGAUUGUUUGGCAGGGUCUAUGGCCUUUUUAGACCACCAGCACGUCUUGAUUGGUUACCUCCCGUGAGUUAUAUUUCCUAACUCAACAUUUAACAACACAGUAAUGUCCUGCACUGGAUGAGGCCAUUUGCUUUGAUUCAACAAUUAAAAAUUGUGACCUUAAAUGAAUACCCUUUACUUAAACUAUUUCACCUGUCCUUAUGCUACUUUGUCCCAGCAUGCCUUUUUCAAAUCUUGCCACUGGUGGCUGGUAAUGCAGUAGAUCUAUUCUGGAAGGAUCCUUUAGUGUCAGAAUAAAUGUACAGAGGUUUUACAUAGUGGAGGAUACCCUGAAGUUUGAAAGGGUGUGAUUAUUUUUGCUACUGAAUCAAGAGGAGUUCCUGUUAUAGGUCGUCCUCAACAGCACCUUAAUAAUCUUUGCUCUUUUUUGGGGGUGUAAGCACUGUACAUAUUCCCCAGAACAGAUGUACUUUUUAGUCAAACCAUGAACAGUCUUGCCACACAACCUAGUUUCUAACAGGAGCCUGUGUGUUUCCAGAACAUUGACGUUUGUAUAUUUCUUGACUAUUUUUUAAUGGGUACAAAUGAAUGCGUCACUUAUAGCACAUUUUAAAACCAAAUUUAACACCCUUGACUGGCACAUUAAUUUAAGUUAGAGUACCUUUGCUCUGAAUGCAUAUACAGACCAUUUUACUGCAUUCUGGGUCAUGUACACAUUACCAUUCUUCACAAGACUUCACCCGAAGCCCAAUUUUUGACAGAUUGGUUUUAAGAACCCACUGUUUUUAUGUGCUUUUAUAUCUUGAGGCCAGUCUUUUUUGGGGGUCAGUUGUAAUAUUCUACAUAUUAGGAUCACUUGUGUAGUGUUAAAGAUGUGAAAAAUCCCAUUCUGAUCAUCAGUGCACAAAUAUUUAAGGAAAUAUUCAAAACCAUACUCAUGAAUGGCAGCUUCAGCUGGAAACAGCCGACGCGCUGCUUAUAGCCAUGUGUCUUCUUUUGAUAGCCUUCUUCUCGCAGCACGUUAAGACCGACACUCAUCUCCAUUUGGGUUGACUACCUCAGUACAUCAGUGACAGCUAGUAAGUUACAAUAGUAUAAAGAAUGCUGGGGAUAAUCCCGCACUAGCUUUGAUUUUAUGCAAUGUGACUGUAGGGGUUGUUUGUCUCAUUUGUUUGUUUUUCCAGAGAAUUCCCGGAUCCCUCUUCCCUCAUGCUUUUGUACAGAAUUGAAGUGUGCUUAUUAUUAAAAAUGAAGACUGCAGCUUGAUUCCAUCACUGAACGUGAUCCCACUCAGAGUGAAUCUUUGUAUAAAGUUGUAUACAAGAAUUUCUAAAUCUGUUACAUUUUUCUACGCACUUUUUUUUUAUUUAUGAUGUUCUGUAUGUAAUAAAGAUACAACAAUAUUUGA